Messenger RNA from Colletotrichum orchidophilum, 429 nucleotides. RefSeq lists its product as uncharacterized. Bases 1 to 429 code for a protein of 142 amino acids. The record is from RefSeq and is a predicted model, not a curated record. The transcript has 2 exons. NCBI's taxonomy places the organism in Eukaryota, Fungi, Ascomycota, Sordariomycetes, Glomerellales, Glomerellaceae.
AUGGACCAGGGAGAGCAGCCGAAUGCCACUUCCCGCGUGGCCGUCCCAAGGCUUUCAGCACGACGACACAUGCCUUGGGGCCGCGCCGCUGGUACCGAAGCCCUCGUCAUUCCCCGUGGCCCCCUUCCCUCAUUCCGCGGGGCCCUGUUAAAAGCCCUGCCAUCUUCCGUCCCAAACUGGCAGACGCCCGAGAUGAAACGAAGCCUCUCCCGCAGGGUGCCGAACAACACCCCAGUUCUACCAGUGUUUCCUGGAACAGGGAUAUAUUUAUUAGAGUUGGCGAUACUGAACUUCUAUUGGCUGCCCUUGAAGAGCCCUUAUCUUUCUUUUUUCCCAAACUAUGCGCGUUUGUCAAGCCAGCCACAAUUCUUUCGCUCCGCUUAUGCGCCCGCCUCAUCUCGGGAUAUUGGCCGUGCCAACCGCGACUGA